Molecule: messenger RNA, 1469 nt
Organism: Perognathus longimembris pacificus (Pacific pocket mouse)
Lineage: Eukaryota; Metazoa; Chordata; Mammalia; Rodentia; Heteromyidae
Gene: Pak1ip1
Product: PAK1 interacting protein 1
Exons: 10
Coding region: 24-1190 (388 amino acids)
Molecular function (GO): protein binding
Source: RefSeq, a predicted model, not a curated record
UCCGGAGGCGUGCGUGCGGCCUGAUGGAGCUUUUGGCUGGCAGCUACGAGCAGGUUCUGUUUGGGUUCACUGUACACCUGGACCCUGGAACCGGUGGCGACCCCAACAAGCAGAAAUGGACUCCUGUGGCUGACUUCACUCACCAUGCCCACACUGCCUCCUUGUCCGCAGUAGCUGUGAACAGUCGCUUUGUAGUAACUGGGAGCAAAGAUGAAACAAUUCACAUUUAUGACAUGAAAAAGAAGAUAGAUCAUGGGGCUUUAGUACAUCAUAAUGGUACGAUAACUUGCCUGAAAUUCUUCGGCAAUAGGCAUUUAAUCAGUGGUGCAGAAGAUGGGCUCAUCUGUGUCUGGGAUGCAAAGAAAUGGGAAUGUCUGAAGUCCAUUAAAGCUCACAAAGGACAUGUGACUUUCCUCUCUAUUCACCCAUCUGGCAAGUUGGCCCUGUCUGUAGGUACCGAUAAGACAUUAAGAACGUGGAAUCUUGUGGAGGGAAGAUCAGCUUUCAUAAAAAAUAUAAAACAAAAUGCACACAUUGUGGAAUGGUCACCAGGGGGAGAGAGAUAUGUAGUUGUAAUACUGAAUAAAAUAGAUAUCUAUCAGCUCGACACUGCAUCUAUUAGUGGUACCAUCACAAAUGGAAAGAGGAUUUCUGCCAUUACGUUUCUUUCUGACUCUGUCCUUGCAGUAGCUGGAGAUGAAGACACUGUAAAAUUUUUUGACUGUGACUCACUAGCAUGCCUCUGUGAAUUUAAAGCUCAUGAAAACAGGGUAAAAGACAUGUUCAGUUUUGAAAUUCCAGAGCAUCAUGUUCUUGUUACGGCAUCGAAUGAUGGUUUCAUCAAAAUGUGGGAGCUUAAGCAAGAUAAGAAAGUUCCCCCGUCUUUACUCUGUGCAGUGAACACAAGUGCCAGGUUGACAUGUCUUGGCGUGUGGCUAGACAGAGGGACAGAUGUAAAAGAGAGCUUGCCUUCAGCAGCAGAGCCCUCUCCUGUAAGUGAAGAACAGCCCAAAAUCAGCAAAAGGGAGUUUGGUGAGGUGGUUCAAGAGGAAGAAAUAGUGAAACCUAAGUUAAAGAAAUGUGGCUUAACUGGGCACAGCAAAAAGCUAACAAAAGGAAAUAGACUGGUGUCAACCAAGAAGAGGAAAGUGACAGAAACAUUACAAAAGCAGAGAAAAAAGAAGGUAUAAUUCAUGCGGAUCCCAGACACCUCCUUUACAAGAGAGUGCAUUUGAUGAGUCACCCUUUCCUAAGAUUUUACCUAACCGUUUUUUUUCAAACAGGUAAAAUUAUUUUUAGCAGAUGACAUUAUAUAAUGGUGUUCUGUAAUUUGUUAAUUGUAUAAUUUUUUACUGUGUACAAAGCUAAUAAAAUAUUUCUCAAAUAAGGUAAUUUAAUGAGAAAUUAUGAGCACAUUCUCUUAUUGUUGUGCUGUAAUGAAACCCAGGUCUUUGUAUGUAUUAGGCAAG